UUGAGAAACUUCUCGACGUGGAGAAUUGAUCUUUUUGCGACAGCACUCAAGGCAGGAACACUCUUACGGCAAACGCUCCGCCCCAAAGACCAUGGAUUCCAUUGACGAGGCCCAAUAGGACAAGACCAACAUGUAUAUUCACCGUGAUGUGCUACAACGUGCUGUGCGACAAAUACGCGACGCGGCAGAUGUACGGCUACUGCCCGAGCUGGGCGCUGGACUGGGAAUACCGGAAGAAGGGGAUCCUCGACGAGAUACGGCACUACGCCGCGGACAUCAUCAGCCUGCAGGAGGUCGAGACGGACCAAUUCUACAACUUCUUCCUGCCGGAGCUCAAGCACGACGGCUACGACGGCAUAUUCUCACCCAAGUCUCGCGCGAAAACGAUGGCGGAGAACGACCGCAAGUACGUCGACGGCUGCGCGAUUUUUUACAGAACCGCCAAAUUUUCUUUGAUAAAGGAGCAUUUAGUGGAAUUCAAUCAAUUGGCGAUGGCGAACGCGGAGGGUUCGGACAACAUGUUGAAUCGUGUUAUGCCCAAAGACAACAUCGGACUGGCUGCAUUACUUAGGACUAAGGAAGCUGCUUGGGAUAACGGUGUUCCAUCUGAUCCGGCACAAGUGCAACAACCAAUUUUAGUUUGUACGGCGCACAUUCAUUGGGAUCCCGAAUUCUGCGAUGUAAAACUGAUACAGACGAUGAUGCUGAGCAAUGAAUUACGUUCCAUUUUGGACCAAGCUGGCCAGUCGUUCAGACCCGGCCACAAGCCUGACUCUUCCAACGUUCAACUGCUGCUUUGUGGCGACUUCAAUUCUUUACCUGAUUCUGGUGUGAUCGAGUUUCUUACAUCUGGACGCGUGGCGGCCGAUCAUCGUGAUUUUAAGGAUCUAGCAUACAAGUCGUGUUUACAAAAGAUCUCUGGCUGCGAUAAACCCAACGAAUUCACGCAUUCUUUCAAGCUUGCAUCCGCCUAUAGCGAGGAUAUCAUGCCCUAUACCAAUUACACAUUCGAAUUUAAGGGAAUAAUAGAUUACAUUUUCUAUUCGAAACAAAGUAUGGUGCCGCUGGGCCUCCUGGGUCCAUUGAGCCCAGAAUGGUUUAAAGAAGCUAAAGUGGUAGGAUGUCCUCAUCCCCAUGUUCCAUCGGAUCACUUUCCUCUGUUAGUGGAAUUAGAGAUGACACCGACAGUAGGAACAAGCAACGGUUUGAUCUCACGCAGGUAGCAGCCGCUGCGAUCUAGGCCCAAGUAACCGUAAGAAGACGAGAAAUCAGUAACGAAGAUAAAAAGGGGGGGAAAAUGGAUUUGCAUCACUUCUUCUCUACUUCUGGCUCUAGCAAUAUCACUCGCAUUACUCUUACUACAAUAGCGAAUGCAAAUGUUACACACGUACACAUACAAAUACUCCAUACAUUGCCGCACAUUCAACCAACAGCGAUCGCUCGCUGUCAACGAGGUACCGACGAACAUACAAUUCUAACGACCAGGUGAAGGGAGCCGUGUUGUAAUGCGUUUAGCUAGCCCAUGUAUAGUGUAUUGCAUUUUUAAGAGCUAUCUUACUCCCACACGCCUAAAGAUUAUUGUAACCUCUCUACUUACCAUCGUAAUAUGUGUAGAUACCUAUUUUCCUACAAAAAAAAAGUAAAGAAAAUGAAAACGACGAUAUUCCGAUCAAGAAGCCUCUGUGAUAUCGACAUUUAACACAAUUGGAACAAAUUCACACAUUUAUUAGUAAAUGAAACUAGUAGUGAUGUACUAGAGAGAGAGAGAGAGAGAAAGAAAGCGAGAGAGAGACAUACCUUAAAGAAAAUCUCCCUUCGCCCCUUCCUAAAUGUCAUUACAACAUUCUCCAAGCCAACCUUUUGAUAAGAAUGCUGCCAUCCACACAAUGAGAAAAAAAAGAAAAAAAUUGUAUUUUUAAACAAAACGAGAACAAAAAAGAUAAUGAAAACAUACAUGCUAUACUGGGCUGUGCGAAGUGAUUGGAGUGAUCGACUUAAAACAAUUUCAAUGCAAGUACAAAUCUGUUCUUAUUGGCCACGUAUAUAUUGAUAUAAUAUGGUAAUGUUAUAUAAGGAGAACAAGAAAACAUAUAUAGAUGAUAUUGUAGCGGGUGUAUUUGUAAGUAUGAUAUAAUGUAAUGAUGUUCAUCAUACUCGUUUGUCAUAACGUCAAGUGAGAUAUCAGUUCUACAUUCACACAUUUUAGGUAUCCGUUUGGGUCUGAUUAUUAAUGUACAUGUGCUCUAUAUUACAAAUCUACUACUUGUUAAUUCAGUUGCCUCCGGAGGAACACGAGGGAAUAUUUUUUUUUUUUUUUUUUUCAUACAUUCGCGCGCGAACGUCUUCGCGUUCUUUCCGCCACUGCAUUUCUAUUCGCAUGACAUCUUGCUUAUCCUUAGGCGCAGCUACCAAAAAGAAAAAAUUGGUAGACUCUAAUUAUUUUAGUUACCGUUAGAAAAUUUAUUAGCAGUUUUUAACAAUAUUGUAAAAUAGUCAAUAUUUUGACUGCAUGAUCGCAGUGCAAACGUACUUGCACGUUAAAUGUCUCUUUCCGGAUUGAUCGAAACUUAAUUUGCAAUUUUUAUUCUUUAUCGAUUUAUUUAAUGCAAAUGAUUAAAACGUGCAAUCAAUAUUUACAACACUUUACACAGAUAUACACUGAUUCACUAAAAAGUUUUAUCGAAAUAAGGAGAACUUUUUUUAUAUUGCUGUAUGUAAUCUAUUCUUCUAAUUAUUCUUCUAAUCUAAUUUUAUUUCUCACAGCAAUAAUAUAUUAUCCAUAUAUUAAGAAUUAUGUAGAUAUAAUUUUUUUAUGUAUGUGUUGUAAAUAUGACAAUGGGAUUUUGCAAUUAAUAUAUAGCUUCAUUUUUGCUUUAAAGAACACAUAAUGGAAAUUUAUAUUAAAUAAUUUAAUAUGAUACAUAUAUUUGUAUUCUGUAACCGCGUUACAGAAAUGAAUAUCGUGCUUUGUAUACCAUUUCAUAAUUCUUUCUUUUUCAAAAUUAUUUACCAAGAUGCAAAAAUACUUAAAUUUUUCGUCUGUCAAUUGUAUAUGCGCAGAUCUCGUAAAAAUAUUUUUUAAGUUUUUAUAAUGUGCGAUAAACAAUGUAAUUAUAGUCGCGUUAAUUCAUAAAGCAGGAUAACAUCAACGUGAACGGUACCGAAUACGUUCGGAAAGAUACGUAAGUUCAUGCACAAAUUACUAUUCGUAAAUGAGUAUCUUAUGAAUAUUGUAGUAUAGUAAAUUGAUCUCGUUAUAUACGCGGCACAAUCGAUGACUAAAACAUAAAAAAUUUUCCAUUUAAAAGAGCGAAGGGGUUUUAGUUUAUACAUUAAUUCGAGAUUCCAACAACUGAAUUAUACAAGUAAAAGAUUAGUUUAUCAAAGACAUGUGUGUAGUAAAUGUUGUAUAAAGUAGAUAAUUAUGCUAUAGUUUUAAUUAUCUCGAGAAAAGAGGCGGCAUAUCUCUUUGGUAUUUGUAUAUUUCUUUGUAUUAUGCAUGCUUUCACAUGGCAAGCGAAUGAUGUGAUGUAUUAAAAUCAAUUGCCGGCUGCUCUGGGCCUAAUUUAAAACCGUCGGAACAAAGUUGAACGAGGGGAUGAGAGAUGGCGGAUUUUUCUCCGAUAUAAUAAUAUAACGAUGAAAAUAUCUGGAUAAUCUUCUAAUUUCUGCUAUCUUAAAAAAAAGGAGGAAAAGAACAAGUACGAUAAUGAUCAUUUUUAACUCGCUCCUCUUUUAAUAUUAUGAUGUAUCACGUAGCAAAAGAAAAUUAGUACAAUUCGUAAUGUCUUAACUAGUGUAUCAAGUGUGGAAAUGUAUUUUGCAGCAUGAAAGUACCUAUGUUUCUUUCGCGGUAAAUGGUAUCUUUCGUGGCGGAUUUGGCGAUCAUUAACGCGUGAAAAUUCUUCGGAUUAGAAGCGAUUUCUUUGCAAAAAAAUUUAUUCCUCCAAUAAAUUACAGGACACAACGCGAGAAGCGGCUGUGAAAACCAAUAAUUUUACCAGCAGUAUUCGAGAUCGCAUGGGUAUUUUCAUCGCUUCGUCCGUAAAAGAUUACUCUCUGUAAUUAUCUCCUAAUCUACUCUAGCAAAGAAAAAAGAAAACGGAAAAAAACAUGGGUGUAUACGUUGUAUUGAUCGCUAUUCAAUUCUUUUUAAAUACGUGGAUACACGGAUUGCGUUUUUAGGGUAAAUGUAAUGAUUAAUUGUAAUAUGUGCGAAUAGGAAAGCAAGCGUUGGGACUUUGUCCGAUUGGUCGCCGACGAGUAAAUAAAAUCGUUUACGUAAAAUGAUAAAAAAAAAAAUAAGAAGAGGAAGAUGACGAAGAACGGGGAUAAACGUUCAAAGUACGGCACACAUACAGCGGCACAUCUUGCUUUGUGAACGGAGGAGGAAGAGCGAAGCAAGUCGGGUAACACAAACACACAUGUGCUCUCAUGCAUUUUUGGCUGUCGCGCGAAGCCGCCUAUACGCCAUAGUAUUUCAGAUAUAUUAGCUUUGAAGUAACGGAAGCUCUCGACAAGAUUAAUGAUUCAGAUAAUAUAUACUUUAACUUAUAGGUAACACGAGCACUCAUGUCGCAUUCGUCGAACGCGAUGAUUUUGCAGAACGACGAUCUUAGCCGAUUCCCUUGAGAUUAACAUUUAAUAACAUGGUAGAAAGACAAAUCGAAAAGAACUGACAAAUCGAUCUCUUUUAUGAAAAAAAAUAUAUAUACCUCGCGAGAAGUAUAUUUCGUGCAGCUGACUUGCACUUGAAUAAGAGAAUGUCUACUUUUUUAAAUAUGAGGAUUGUCCAGAAAGUAACACACAUUUGAUUAUUUAAGUUACAAAUUAUAUUUAAAUAUAAAAUCAAUAUAUACAAGUAAUACAAGUGAUACAACUCUCCUUAAUCUACUUCUCCACGUAGUCACUCAGACAUUGAAGCACUUGUAUCGACUAGUUUCAAGAUGCCUUCAUCGUAAAAGUCUAUCACCAAUCUAUUUAAUCAGUUGGCCAUUAUCUACGAUACGUUUCCCACUCAAAAACCUCUUCAGGUGAAUGAACAGGUGGUAGUCAUUCGAUACAAGUCAAGUGCCUCAGUGUCUUAGGUAUCUGCGCUCAAGGUCAGUUGUAUCACUUGUACAUAUUGAUUUUAUAUUUAAAUAAAAUUUGUGACUUAAAUAAUCAAACAUUGGACGACCCUCGUAUGUGCAGUAAUCUAAUUCUCAUGUUGUAAUGAUGUUUACCAGGGAUAUUUGAUUAUAUUUGUCAGCUUUAUAAUAAAUGUAAAUUCUUGUCUUGCAGGUACAAUAUUAUCGCGCUACUCCGUCGCUUCUGAAAUCAUCGCCUUCUCAGAACGUUAAUUGUUCAAUGAGAAUAAUUUUAUCACGCACGACCGACACACGAAAAUCAUUGCGAAAAGGUGCAACGUUUAACGAUGAAUUUGUAACACGAGAAAAAUUUUACGCUAUAACAUUAUAAUUAGGAUAACAUGUUCUCUCGUUUCUUCUACAAGGCAAUAUAUAGCGACAUUUUAAGGAAAUUAUGCAUAUAUGUACUGUAACGAAA
Molecule: messenger RNA, 5547 nt
Organism: Temnothorax curvispinosus
Lineage: Eukaryota; Metazoa; Arthropoda; Insecta; Hymenoptera; Formicidae
Gene: twin
Product: CCR4-NOT transcription complex subunit 6-like
Exons: 8
Coding region: 147-1223 (358 amino acids)
Biological process (GO): nuclear-transcribed mRNA poly(A) tail shortening
Cellular component (GO): cytoplasm; nucleus; CCR4-NOT complex
Molecular function (GO): poly(A)-specific ribonuclease activity
Source: RefSeq, a predicted model, not a curated record